GUUUUUCCUCUCGCUCCGCUCGCAGCUCAGCUCCACCCGAACCGAUAAAAACGGCGGCAGUUGAAGCGACUGAGUCACUCGGUAACGGAGGGGGAGAAGCCGUGCUGCAGGGUCUGGAGGAAUGGAGGAGAGGAGCGACGUUUCCGGCUCUUCCUCUGGAGCUCAACCGGGACGUUAGUGGAACCUGGAGCCGAGGAGCCACAGCUGCUCCACCGAAAACAGUCGCAGCGGUUCAUUUUAAUCCGUUUAUCUUCCUGAAACGUGGACUGUCAGGAGUCUGUCAUUAAAAAAAGGACACUUCUGCAGACAGGAGCCAUGAGCAGCGAGCUGAACGUCCCGAUGGGUUCCCCAGCCCCGGGGGUCUCAGAGCGGGCUCCAGACGGCGGCGGGAUGGACUACAGGGACUGGGUGCGACGCAGCUACCUGGAGCUGGUGAGCUCCAACCACCACUCGGUUCAGGCCCUGUCCUGGAGGAAGCUCUAUCUGAGCCGGGCCAAGCUGAAGGCCUCCAGCAGGACGUCUGCGCUGCUGUCUGGCUUCGCUAUGGUGGCCAUGGUGGAGGUGCAGCUGGAGGUGCAGUACAGUUACCCCCGGGCUCUCCUCAUCGCCUUCAGCGUCUGCACCACCGUGCUGGUGGCCGUCCACCUCUUCGCCCUGCUGAUCAGCACCUGCAUCCUGCCCAACGUGGAGGCCGUCAGCAACAUCCACAACCUCAACUCGGUCAGCGAGUCGCCCCACGAGCGCAUGCACUACUACAUCGAGCUGGCCUGGGGCUUCUCCACGGCGCUGGGCAUCCUGCUGUUCCUGGCCGAGGUGGUGCUGCUCUGCUGGAUCAAGUUCCUGCCGGUGGACUCCAGCGGCCUCAAGAAGCCUCAGCCGACGGCCACGGCGCAGGACAGCGGCUGGCAGGCGGCGCUGGCCUCCACCAUCAUCAUGGUCCCGGUGGGGGUGAUCUUUGUGGUGUUCACCAUCCACUUCUAUCGCUCUCUGGUGCGCCACAAGACGGAGCGCCACCACCAGGAGAUCGAGGAACUUCACAAGAUCAAGGUGCAGCUGGACGGCCAUGAGAGAGGCCUCCAGACGGUGUGAAACCCCGACGGCAGCUUUAAAGACUUCUCUCCCUGUCACAUAUUUAUCUCCCGCUCUGACGUCUGUUCUGGUCGUUUUAAUGCCUUGAACUCGUAAGCAGUGAACUUAACGCUGUGCAGCGCAGACGCUUCAUACGUGUCAGACUGCCGGUUUACUCUGAAGGUGAAGUUACGGUGUGGGAUUCGUGUGGUGACGUUGUGUUUGAGGUCUGUAGUCUGUGUUGGUCAACGGAAAAAGGUUUACACAAAAAGGGCUAUUAUGUUCCAUGUGCCAUUUCUGCUCUGUUUACGUUUUACGGUUGGGUUCAGUGCCAACAGGGUUCUAGAUCUGUUGCCAAAACUCCCGUAUUCACCUUAAAACUCUCUUUUUGAGUCUCUUAUAGCUGCUCAGUUCUUACCAGCAAACGCCAAUAUAGAAGAUGUUUGAGUGUCGUUUUCAGGUUCUACUUGGAGCUCAUUAAUAUUAAUGCCUUAAGUGGUAGUUUAGGUCCAAUGCUGAUGCCAAUUUUAGGAUUAUUUCCUAUUAACUAAAGAAACUCUUGGUUGACUUCCUGCUGUUCAACCAGUCGACUUGUAGAGGAAAAAAAAAUGUCUAGAUGAACUGAAACGUCCACAGUGCUGUGAGAGUCUUAUUAUCCUGAAUUCAUUCUACAUGACUGUAAAAGACGUUGUAUUUGUAGCAUAUUGCAGGUUGCUCCUGCUCAUAUUUAUAUAAAACUACAUCCCCUGAUGAUCCCAGUACAAGAGCUGGUGAGGAAUAUUAAGCAGAGCAGUUAGCCGAUGUUAAACUGCUGUUUUAAAAAGUUGUCAUCCAACUUUUUGCUCAUCUGUUGUGCCACCACACUGCCCACUUUUUGCUGUGAUGUCAGUUAGUUUAGGGGUGAAACUGAAUAAGCAUCAGUGAAUGUUAAAUACGUUAGCAGACGUUUGCAGCUGGUUUAGUUCUUCUUCCACCAGAAGUAAUGGAUUUAUCCUGGAAGGCUGUUUGAAGUGACGCUGCUGAUGAGACUUUGGUCAGAUGAGAGUAUAACAACCAACCAAUCGACAUGGAAACAACAACUUUCUGCCUCGUAUCUGCACAGAUCAGCCACAACAUUAGAACCACUAGUAAAGUUCAGUCAACUAGAUUCUGGAAUAGACUGAGAUGCAGAGAUGGAAGAUGAUUUAACCUACAGUUUCUGAUUUAGUAAAACUGUUAUUUGUGAAAAUGCAAAAAAACACAAAUAUUUGAGAUUUCACUGUCUUUUUUUUCACAUCUGGACCACUUUAGACCCGGUCCUGAUCAAAAACCAGAGCUUAAGUUGGUCAAAUCUGGAAUAGAUUGUUACGCUAAAGCCAAAGGCUCUUUAAAAUGUCUUUUGUGAUGUAGAAAACCAAUAUUUUUUGUGUUGAAAUGUAAAAGAAAUUGUUUUUCGUGUGUUUCUUUGCAUCUGGACCACUUAAGACCAGGUCCAGAUUAAAACCCUUCUGUUUCAAUGGGUUAAAUCUGGAGUAGAUCACAUUUUUGUACCAGACCAGUUUAUCUGGUACAACCCUGAUCCAUAGAGGCCCCAUCCAGGAACCCAGUGGACCCAACGGAUCCCAGUUCCAGACGUAACAGGACACCAUAAAGGUGUAUUUCAUAAACUACCACCACCGUCUGCUCAGCUGUGGCUCUGCUACAUGUGCUGCAGACAGUAAACAGUAGAUCAGAAUAAACUAUUAAACACCGUUUCUAAAUUGCCCCAAUCAUCCGUUUGUGCUUCAUGUCCUGUAAAAAAUCAGUUGAUUUCAAUGGAUCGGGCUCCAACAGUUGGAUUAUUCUGCUUUUUGUUAGCUGGUUUUCUGUCAUCAGCCAAAGAUUGUUCGUUAAAACGGAACCAAUUUAACAACAUUUGAUCCGGAGUGUUCUGUGUGUGACGUCAGAAACUUGUGCCAUAAAAAUAGCCAGUUUAUUAGUUGAAAACCAGUAUUUAGAGGAAGUUUCUGAGGAAAUAUCAGAUGUCUAAAAGAAAGUUUUACACCUAAAUCUGCCAUUUUUCGUAGCUACACUUUGUUUCUAGCCUUCUCAGCCGGCAGAUACUCGUGUUUACUGAUUUAGUCACUCGCAAAUGUCUAUAAGAGAUUCAAAAAGAUGAUUAAUUGAGAUUAAAUGUUACUGAACCCCAUCUCUCCUGCAUUAUGAGGAGUUCAGGCCUCUCUGUUUACACUCAACGUCUUAUUUUGCCUCCAUCUGCUCUACAGCUGGUGGAUGUUUCACUGUGUUGCGACUAUUUGAGGACGUUUGUUGUGUUUGGAGCGGCGUGGUGAGCGAUAAGUCUUAAAAAACUAGCGUGGAAGUUGGUUUCACUGUAUUUUUACAUCCAAAAUCUCACUACGAAGCCUCAAAGAUUCCCGUCAUGGACUUCCUUUAAAAGCUUUGAGUGGUUGGAGACGUGUUUGAUGUUCUCUGCUGCUGGAUUCUGAAUGUGUUUCUGUCCCAUUAGAGUUCUGCCUUACAGGAUUACUGCCUUUUAUCACCUUCUGUUUCCCGCUAAAGGUCACAACACGAGCACAUGUUUCUUCAGUAACUUAAAGGAGGACAGAAAACGACCUGUGAUCACAUUCCAAAUAAGACGACCGACCAAAGUGCUGCUCGGUUAUUUGGGUUCAGGACUAAAGUGCACUUGUAGUUUUAGUUGGAAUCAGGAGGAUGUUGUUGCUUUACGUUCAGUGUUUGUGGAUUUGUGCUUCUUGAAUUAAUACCGCUGAGGAUAAAAGUCACACUCUGCCACAGACUUCCAAAAUAAAAGUUCUCUUUGUCUUUUUGCA
Amphiprion ocellaris (clown anemonefish) is the source of this 3878-nucleotide messenger RNA. RefSeq names its product ORAI calcium release-activated calcium modulator 2 (gene orai2). The record is from RefSeq and is a predicted model, not a curated record. Gene Ontology annotation, molecular function: store-operated calcium channel activity. NCBI's taxonomy places the organism in Eukaryota, Metazoa, Chordata, Actinopteri, Pomacentridae. The transcript is spliced from 3 exons. Gene Ontology annotation, cellular component: membrane. Bases 316 to 1089 code for a protein of 257 amino acids. Gene Ontology annotation, biological process: store-operated calcium entry.